GUGACCAGAUAUAGUGAAUGCAGGGUCCGGGGAGAACAAAUAUAGUGAAUGCAGGGUCCGGGGGGACCUGAUAUAGUGAAUGCAGGGUCCGGGGAGAACGGAUAUAGUGAAUGCAGUGUCCAAGGAGACCAGAUAUAGUGAAUGCAGGGUCCAAGGAGACCAGAUAUAGUGAAUGCAGUGUCCAAGGAGACCAGAUAUAGUGAAUGCAGGGUCCGGGGGAGACCAGAUAUAGUGAAUGCAAGGUCCUGGGGGCCCAUUUUAUAUGAAAAAAAAAAAAUCCUAGAGUUUGGUUUUAAUAUGAAAAAAUCAAAUAAC
Staurois parvus is the source of this 315-nucleotide messenger RNA. The record is from the annotation of a GenBank genome assembly. NCBI's taxonomy places the organism in Eukaryota, Metazoa, Chordata, Amphibia, Anura, Ranidae.